Molecule: messenger RNA, 2366 nt
Organism: Salvelinus sp. IW2-2015
Lineage: Eukaryota; Metazoa; Chordata; Actinopteri; Salmoniformes; Salmonidae
Product: 60 kDa heat shock protein, mitochondrial
Biological process (GO): positive regulation of interferon-alpha production; mitochondrial unfolded protein response; positive regulation of T cell activation
Cellular component (GO): mitochondrial matrix; mitochondrial inner membrane
Molecular function (GO): protein-folding chaperone binding; ATP-dependent protein folding chaperone; ATP binding
Source: RefSeq, a predicted model, not a curated record
AAAAGGCCAUGUGCAUUGUUGCCUGUCUCUAAAGCGCUGUUGCACAACCGCUGUACCAUUAUUUUCCCACAUUAUACCAUCCUGUCUCCUUCAGACAAGCAAAUCGUGUCAUCAUUAAACAACAAAGAUGUUGCGUCUACCCACAGUGAUGAGACAGAUGAGGCCAGUCAGCAGGGCCCUGGCCCCCCACCUCACCCGGACUUACGCCAAGGACGUCAAGUUUGGAGCCGAUGCUCGGGCCAUGAUGCUGAAGGGAGUGGAUCUGCUGGCUGAUGCUGUUGCCGUCACCAUGGGACCCAAGGGUCGCACAGUCAUCAUCGAGCAGAGCUGGGGCAGCCCCAAGGUGACCAAGGACGGCGUCACUGUAGCCAAGGCCAUCGACCUGAAGUGCAAGUACCAGAACAUUGGUGCCAAGCUGGUCCAGGACGUGGCCAACAACACGAACGAGGAAGCGGGAGAUGGCACCACCACUGCCACCGUGCUGGCCAGAGCCAUCGCCAAGGAGGGCUUUGACAGCAUCAGUAAAGGAGCUAACCCUGUGGAGAUCCGCCGUGGCGUCAUGCUGGCUGUGGAGACCGUCAUCAACGAGCUGAAGAGGAUGUCCAAGCCAGUCACCACCCCUGAGGAGAUUGCCCAGGUGGCCACCAUCUCUGCUAAUGGAGACGUGGAGAUCGGCACCAUCAUCUCCAACGCCAUGAAGAAAGUGGGCCGCAAGGGAGUCAUCACUGUCAAGGAUGGCAAAACCCUUUAUGAUGAGCUUGAGAUCAUUGAGGGGCUGAAGUUCGACCGCGGAUACAUCUCCCCUUACUUCAUCAACACAGCCAAAGGCCAGAAGUGUGAGUUCCAGGAUGCCUAUGUGUUGCUGAGUGAGAAGAAAAUCUCUUCUGUCCAGAGCAUCGUCCCUGCCCUGGAAUUGGCCAACCAGCACCGCAAACCUCUGGUCAUCGUGGCUGAGGAUGUGGACGGAGAGGCCCUCAGCACCCUGGUCCUCAACAGGCUGAAGGUGGGACUGCAAGUGGUGGCAGUCAAGGCCCCAGGCUUUGGAGACAACAGGAAAGCCCAGCUGCAUGACAUGGCUGUUGCCACCGGGGGCACUGUGUUUGGUGAUGAGGCGGUGGGCAUUGCCCUAGAAGACAUCCAGGCCCAUGACUUUGGUAAGGUUGGCGAGGUGUCUGUCACCAAGGACGACACCAUGCUGCUGAAGGGGAAGGGAGACACUGCGGCCAUCGAGAAGCGCCAGGCAGAGAUCGUUGAGCAGCUGGAGAACACCACUAGCGACUACGAGAAGGAGAAGCUCAACGAGAGGCUGGCCAAGCUGUCUGACGGAGUGGCUGUGCUCAAGGUAGGAGGAACGAGUGAUGUGGAGGUGAACGAGAAGAAGGACCGUGUGACCGACGCCCUGAAUGCCACCAGGGCUGCUGUGGAGGAGGGCAUCGUGCCCGGAGGUGGCUGUGCCCUGCUGCGCUCCAUCCCUGCCCUGGAUGCCCUCGUGCCCAUUAACACAGACCAGAAGAUUGGAAUUGACAUCAUCAGACGAGCCCUGCGUGUGCCAGCCAUGACCAUUGCGAAGAACGCUGGUGUGGAGGGCUCUCUAGUGGUGGAGAAGAUCCUUCAGGCCGCGGGGGAGAUAGGAUACGAUGCCAUGGAGGGAGAGUACGUCAACAUGGUAGAGAAGGGCAUCAUCGACCCCACCAAGGUGGUAAGAACGGCACUGAUGGAUGCUGCAGGUGUUGCUUCUCUGCUCUCCACCGCCGAGUGUGUGGUCACAGAACUGCCCAAGGAUGAAAAGGAGGCUGGCAUGCCAGGGGGCAUGGGUGGUAUGGGAGGUAUGGGUGGCAUGGGAGGUGGCAUGUUCUAAGGCUCACCUCAAAGUGCUGUUUAGACUUAAUGGCAGCAUGAGGCUAGGGGGCAAAUUAUCCCUCCAACCCCAGACCUGCCCAAACAGACUGGCCAUAAGUUUGUUGGUGCUGCAAAUGGAUGAACUCUACUACUUCUGCUGAUUUGUCUCCCCUCCACCCUCUGUAAGACCGGACCAGCCUCGCCCAGCCUUACUCCGUCCCUCUACCCACACCUGACCGACUCCAGUCUGCACCGACGAUCCCCCCCGCCCACACAGUUUACCUCAAACAUGGCAGUCUCAUCAUCCAACAUGCAAAAUAGUCUUGAAUAUAGUGCAGAAUAUUCCCUGUCAAUUAUGAAAGAUGCUCACCAGUGAGAAUAAUGCAAUGCUGUUCUUGAUAAGUUGUCAUUUGAUAUCAAAUGGAAGUAAUGAAGCCUGUUUGUGCACUACAGAAGUAGAAAAGAGAAGGCUGACCUAAAAUGGUCAAACACAGUAGAGAUGUAACUCAAUAUUGAUUUAGAGUUUA